Styela clava is the source of this 3657-nucleotide messenger RNA. RefSeq lists its product as uncharacterized. The record is from RefSeq and is a predicted model, not a curated record. Lineage: Eukaryota; Metazoa; Chordata; Ascidiacea; Stolidobranchia; Styelidae.
AGUUUUUAAAUUUUGUGUAAAUUUCAAAUUUUUACAAAACUUCGGAAGUAUCAAAAUGACUGCACAAGGUAGUGAUACAUCUAGUGGUGAGUGUAACCAGAUGUUGAUGUUUCUUACAUCUGCAUUUGGGUUCAUUCUAUAUGUUCAAGGUGUUGGAAAUCGUCAGAGAACUGCCAUCGUAGAAGGUUGUUUGGCUGUGGCUUAUGCAAUUCUUAUUUUCUUUCCAAGUGGAUCACUGUCAUACUUUGUAUCAACCACAAACAAUCUUCCAAUCUGUGUUUUUCAACUUGUUUUCUCAUGCUUGCUUGCACAAUCAAUUGCUUAUCAAAUAACCAGAAAUUCAGUCCAACCUGAAGUCGUAUUCAGUACAACUGUCGUCAACAUUUUGACUCGAUGCUCCCUGAUUCUCUGUGCUUUAUAUGGGAUACAGUCCAAAUUUGUAUUGAAUUUGCCAUGUAUGCUGACUCUAGUGAUAUUGCUUCCUCUGGUGCUUGGAGAUUUUGCUCACCUCUUCUCAAUGUCAUCCAAGUCGUACCUUACAAUUGGAGAUCCCAUAAGUUGGCAUGUGUCAGUUGAUGCUAUGUCAACAUUUUUCCUAGGAUGUUGUGCUCUGGCGUUUCCUGACGUGUUUUGUGAAAAGAUGACUGAAUCGGCUGGACUUCUCACCAAAGCUCUUGGUAUUGCGGUUAUUGGACAAUCCUUACUUUCAUUUGCAUCUUUAUGUUUCCGAUCUAGAGAAGAUGCCAUUGCAAUACUGAAAUCAAAAGUAGUGAUGUAUGUGCUGUCCAUGUUUGUUGUACUGGUUAGCGCAGUCAAUGACAAAGCAUUCUGGAGCAAUGGUCAUCCCUUUUAUUUGGUUGGCACAUCUCUUGCACUUCUCUACAAUGCGGGAUAUGCGCUUUCAGAACAUCGAAUGUAUUGAAGAAAUCAAGCACCAGAAUUGUUAAAUGCUCAUCCCAGGAAUUGAUGUUUUAGAAUUUUAGUCUCUUCCAGUAAUAAUGUAUCCAAAUAUUCGUGUUUUGUUCCUCACAUGCUCUUUCUUGUUGCAAAAAAUGAAUAAUAGUAUCAAUAGUUGUGGAAGUGUCUCACAAUAUCUGAAGGGAAAAGUUUUCAUGAGUUCCAAUUUCAUUAACUAUUUCAGCAAAUGAUUUCGGAAUUUUUUUUCACAAUUUCUCAUUCAUCUGUGACACUAUGCUAAAUUACAGUCAAAGUAUAUCAUUCAUACAUGAAAAUAUAUAAAUGAAAUAAAUUUGAAUUUCUUUUCAUUUUGUAGAACCAUAAUUAUCGAAACAAUUUGUUCCUGAAUAUUCAAUUGGAAUUAUCACUACUUGCACUUCAUUUACUUUUAACCACAAAUAUAAUACUAUUUAAAGUUAUACAUUUCAUCGUAUGGUAUGCUCAUAUAUGAGUGUUUCACAUCAGAAUUUCUGAGAAUUUGAUAUAAUUAUAAAAUAAAAAUUUAUUACCAGCUCAUUAUACAGUAUCUUAAAAUAUAACUAUGGUAAUGAUUGUAUUUUAUUUAAUCAUGUUGUUUUUAAUUGAGGUUGCCAUUCUCAGAUUUAUAAUGAUUUGAUACUCAAAAUUUUGUUGAACACUUCUUGUAUUUGUAAGAUUUAUAGAAAAUAUGUAUGUUUAUAAUUAUCUUUUAGAAUCAAAUACUGUUCAAGCCUUAAUCCAAUCCACAAUUAAAUAAUGCAAAACAUAUGGUAUCUGAAAAUGGCACCCCUAUUAAUAAUCUAUUUAUAUUAUGUGCAGUUUUUGCACUAGAAAUACGGUACCACAUGAAGUUUUAAUGCACUGUCAUAUCUUGUCCUAUUUAAUUUCAUUACUUUUAUUGCCGCAAUUUAUCAUUUCACUUGUAAUAAUAUAAUCACUGUCAUAAAGUUCAUACAUAUCCAUGCAAUGAUAGAAUUUAAUGUUAUUUUCUAUUAAUUAGUUCUGUGAUUAACUUUAUCUGUGAAUCACCAAUGUCUACAGUGUUAGAGAUAAUUAAAUCAUCUUCCUUGACUGUGUUAGUUUUUGGUAUAUUGUUGAAAAUAUAACCAUUUUUGAAAUAUGUGUUUAAAUCAUCUCACUUGACUGUGGCCGUUUCGAAUAAUAUUAAUAGAAUUUCAAUCUUAUUAUUGAAGAUAUGAAUAAAUUGCUUCAUAACAACAAUAACUUUGAAUUAAGAUUGUGUGUAAAUUUCAUUUAUACUAUAUAUUCAUCAGUUCGGAUUUUCUGUCAUAUUUUGUAUUGACAAUCCAUGUUCAAGUGUUACGAGUGCAAUUUCGGCAUAUACUUUUCACUAAACUUGAUAAAGUUGAAUGCUCCGAACAAGUUAUUUUAAAGAUGGUACAACAUUUCUAAAAGUGAAAUCUCUUUUCUUCCAAAAAUAUUUUACAUACAAUAUAGAAGGAGUAUUGAGAAAAAUUAUUGCACCAUAUAAUCAGUCAACAUUUUCAAUUUCGUUUAAAAAAAAAACACCUUCUUCCUUUAGAAAUGAAUUAUAGGCUCUGUAAAUGAUUGAUUUUCGCACUUUCUAUGAAAUAUGCUUUUAAUUUAAUAUAUUGAACAAUCUACUUUUCCAUCUAUUUCUGAUUUUACAAAUGUUUCUAAUGAAUAUCAGUAUUGUUCUAUAUUAACUACCAUAAUUCAAUUUAGCCAAGAUUACCUCAUUGAUUGUUUUCCUACCUAGCUAAUAUUUAUCCCCGCGGAUGAACUGUGUUGCGAAGUGGAUCAAUCCUGUCUUUUCUUCUUAACUAUAAUAUAUAGUUUGUUAUUAUUACCGUAAUUGUGCUUUUCUUUUCUUUCUGCAAACAUUAUCGAUGGAUAGUGUUUCAAUUUGGAAUAAUGAAUUGAAGAAUUAUUAAUAGCUACUAGUUAUGAUUCAAAAGAUGAAAGCUUUGUUGAUUGCGCACGCCUAUUACCAAAACACUCAUUCGAAAGUUUAUUGAUAAUCAGGAAUAGUAUGUGGUUGGUGUAACUGCUCUCAGUAGCUUUGUACUUUUUCCUUCAACUUGGAACUGCCCCAAUUUUUGUCUGAAGUAUUCAAUUUGGUCAGUAUAAUUGGCCACUAAACCUAUUCAAUUGCUGAAUUUCAUGAACUCAUUUCUUUACUGCCUGUUUAUAAAAAUAUUCUCGUUAUUAAGAAUUUGAGAUUUUUUAUAUCAAAAUCAAAUGAAAAUCAUUGUUUGGCUCAGAAAUCAGGAAGUGUUCCGAAGUAUAAUGUGUUGUUUUAUAAAACAUGAUGUUUUCGAUAGAAACAUAAGAUGCUGGUAACUCAUAUUGGAAAAUAACAAUCUGUUCAAUUUCAAAACUGCAUAACUGUGAAGUAACCAUAAACCUUGUAUUGUUAUUAAUUUAAUCAAAAUGUAUGAUGUCCUGAACCGGCUGAUGUUUCUACUAUAAAAUCUCGAACUGAAUGCCUGAUUACUGUCAGUUGGAAAUAAUUUGAUAAAUGCAUUUCUAUAUCAAAAUUGGUUUAAAAUAAUAUUAAAAUGUUAUGAUUUAGUAGAUUAAUACGGAAAAAAAUUAUCUGAUAUAAGCAAUUUUAUUUUUUGCUUCCAUUUUAUGCAUGUUUUUUGCACUUUAAAAAUCCAUUAUGUCUUAUGCACAUUUCAUUUUAAAGUAUAAUAUAAUAUGCUUUCAUAUCUAAAAUAUAUCAUUGUUAUUUAG